Molecule: messenger RNA, 1395 nt
Organism: Phragmites australis (common reed)
Lineage: Eukaryota; Viridiplantae; Streptophyta; Magnoliopsida; Poales; Poaceae
Product: oligoribonuclease-like
Exons: 9
Coding region: 380-1126 (248 amino acids)
Cellular component (GO): mitochondrion
Molecular function (GO): 3'-5'-RNA exonuclease activity; nucleic acid binding
Source: RefSeq, a predicted model, not a curated record
GCUUGCUACUUUCAGGCACUCCAAAAGUCCAAAUAGAGACCACAGGGACAAACAUGGAAAUAACCCGAAGAAAUUUGCCGACUCCCGUCUCCACUUCUCUUCGUCAUCUCUGAUAUCUCCCCACAUCGCCCCUUUCCUGAUCUCAAAUUUAUUGUUAAUUUCUUCCGCAAAAUUUGUUGCCCUUGCCCUUCACCAUCGGCGGCUGGAAAUACCAAGGCAUCCUCCUUCCACCCAAGCCUUCUCUUCUCUCGUCUAGAGGCGUCGCCGUCUUCCUCCCGCCCGCCUCAGCUGGUGCUGGACUGGCGUGGAGUGGAUAUCCAUCCGGACCGGACGUAGAUUGAUUUCUUCUCUUGUUGAAACUGAAAAUAAAAUUUGAGAAAUGAGUAAGCUUGCAAACAUGUUCUCGGCCCUUCAUCUAGAUGCUGAAGAUGAUGGAGAAGAUGGCAUAGCUGAAGCAGCGCAGGCAUCUUCCAGCAUAGAAGCAACUGCUGCCGGUAAACGUGAUAAAAACAGGCAGAAUGGCAUUAUUGCAGUAAACUAUGAUGAAAGGACACUUAUAUCAUCUGGUGAUUUCAAGAUGCCUUUGGUGUGGAUAGACUUGGAAAUGACUGGUUUGGAUAUUACGAAAGAUCGGAUUUUGGAGAUUGCUUGCAUCAUAACGGAUGGUAAACUUACAAAACAAAUAGAGGGUCCUGACUUGGUUAUAAGCCAGAGCAAGGAUUGUUUAGAUAAUAUGGGUGAAUGGUGCAAAACUCACCAUGCAGCUAGUGGUUUGACAGAAAGAGUGCUGCAGAGUGAACUUUCUGAGCGCGAUGCAGAGUCACAAGUGUUAGACUUUGUUAUCAGGCAUGUAGUUUCAGCCACUCCAUUAUUAGCUGGGAAUUCUGUGUACAUGGAUUUACUAUUUCUGAAGAAGUAUAUGCCACAGCUUGCAGCCAUUUUCUCUCAUGUAAUUGUUGAUGUGAGCAGUAUAAUGGCUUUGUGCAUCCGAUGGUACCCCAAAGAACGGAAACAAACUCCAAGAAAACGAAAAACCCAUAGGGCAAUGGAUGAUAUCAAAGAAAGCAUCGCGGAACUGAAAUACUACAAGGACAACAUUUUCAAACCACAGAAAUUUAAGAGGUAGCCACAUGGAUCAAGUAUACAGUCAUCAUCAUGUUGGCCAUUGAAUCGACUGACAAGCAGCCAGAAUCAGAGAGGCAAUUCUCAUUUCAAAGUUUGAUGCCUCUCUUUAAUAUGUAAGAGCUCCAUCAAACAUCGUUUGUAUAUUGAUCAGUGUUUUGGUGUAAUGGCCGUAUUACUCGCCUGCUGCUGGGAUUCUGAACCCUGGAUGUAUCUUGAAGUUUUAGACCAAAGGCAUUUGGCCUUAUUUUUUUAUAGAAAGCAAAUAAGAUA